UGUACUUUUGUCUUCUGAGUAUAAAUUGUGUAUUUUAAUAUAGUUUGAGUGGCAGUGCAUGGGAGAUACGAGUUUUCGUUCCUGCUUUGAUUAAUCUUGGAAUAACUUGGACGACGAACUUAAAUGAUCAAAAGUGAUUUAGGCAGAGGCAUUUCGAAAAUUUCAUCAAGUUACAGCCAUAGGAACCCUCAAUAUUGAAAAUGGCAUUUAGACCCCAAUCAUUCGAUCAAGAAAAAAGUUUGUGGGAUGAAAUGAAUGACAUAUGGGAACCAGCAGCUAAACGAAGGAGAAUUUCAAGCAUCCCUGCAGAUGCCAAAAUGGCACAGAAAAGUGUUAGGCGACCAGGUCGACUUCCAUCCAAUUUACCAGCACCUACAAAAAACGCAGAAAAGGCUCGAGAACAUCGAAAAAGAGAGAAGGAAUACAAGGAAGGCCUCGAAAAGAAAUUUCAUUUAGUCAUAAAGAAGAUAGAAGAUAUAAAAAAAGUUGAAUCGGAGCAGAAAGCUGAUAUUGAGUUGCUACUAAAGCAUCAAGUCCCGUACCUGCUAAGUAUGGAACCCAUCGUUGGUGCACUUUGGAAGUCCGUCAAUGUAAGUUCAGACGAAGGAGUUUUUUUCCAAAGCCUGGAAAACAAUGCAGGAAUUUGUCUACAUGUGAAUUGCAAAGGAGUUUCAUUAGAAUUAUGUGCUUCCUGCCAAACGAACGGUUUCAAGUCGGAAUUCUUGCGGGAGAAAAUGAUUGACUCAAUGCCAGUGGCCAGAAGCGAACCGGAAACAGAACAAGAAGGGAAAUCAAAUUUAUUUGCAGGCAGUCCAACUGCAAAGAAAACUGGAUCUGGACGACUUCCUUCCACUUUACCAGCUCCUACCGAAAAUGCAGAAGAGGCUCGAAAAAACCGACAAAAGAAGAAGGAAGAACUGCAGAAACUCGAGAAGGACCUCGAACGGGCUGAAAUGGAAUAUGAAAAAAUGAGCGUUUCGAUAAAAAAACAGGAGGCUUUUAUUAUUAGGUUGAGAACUAAGAUUGUGUAUCUCAAGAGUAUUAUUGAGAACCAAAGAAGCAUCAGCGCUCUUUUGAAGUACAUGAAAGAAAAUCUAAAAAGCUCUAAAGGAAUUUGUCUGCAUUUGUAUCGCAAUAUAGUUUCAGUAGAAUAUUGUGUUUCCUGUUAUAUGAAAAAUGCGAAAUCAAAACUCGUCAUCCCAGGUGUUUCUGAAUCACUGAAAGAUUGACGUCUCUUAAAUUUCUGACAUGCAGUUUAAUUUUUUGUGAAAGAAAGGAAAUGUUUUUAUUUAUUUAUUUUUUGUUAAAAGGAAAUAAUAUUGUACUAUUAUUAUAUUAUUAAAACUUUAGGUUCCACAACUUUUAAUUUCUUCUCUUUGAGAUGAAGGAUCGCUUCUGAAUUAUGUUUUAAUCAAAGUGUAUGUAGACUUGUACAUAUAUGGUAAGAUAAUAAGAAAUUACACUACUGGUUCAAAUCUGAAAUCUAAUCCUUAAAUGGAGGCCAAGCUAUUAAUCGCAAGUUUAUCACGUCUAAAAUUUAAGGUUAUAGGUUGACGGGGCCAUAAUCGUGGACGGGCAACAGCAAAUACGUAUUUAUGGAGUAAAAAUAUAAGUCUCUAAUACUUCCGGAAUAGCAUAAUUCUACUGCGCACAUGCGCAUUCGCUGUUGGCCUUCCUGUUAUGUAAGUAGCUAUUUUUAGAACUGAAAAGAAUCUGAUAACACGUGCUAAUCAUGUGUGCAUUAUAUACAAAUAUUUACUGGCACUUGAACCACCAUAAAAAUAUGGGAGCGUGCACAAGACAAAAAUCAGUCGGUCGACCGGCAGCCGAACUUCUAUCUUUUUUUAAUGCAUGAUAAAUAAGAUAUAAAAUCUGCAUUUGCCACUCAAGCAGCCACUUUUCGUCUUGAGCACGCAUCUGCAUUUUUUAUAAUAAUUUGAGAACUAGUAAACAUUUAUUUUUAUUUUAUUCGUCUCAUUUAAAGGUGGAGAUUUCAGGCUUUAAUUUAGAGAAGUUUCAAAUUUUUUCAUUCACUUCCCUAAAGUAUGCAGAGAGUGGAAGUUGAAAAUAGAAAAUUGGUUAAGAAAGAAAAAUAGGUCUUUCACAUGAUAAUCAGUUUCUAAAGCAACCCUGUUUUUAAACCGAUUUCCAUGAUUGGAGGUACAAUAAAUUUUAACCGAUAGUUUCUAAUGUAUAACUGUGUGAUUAGUGUGAUUUUAUUGCUUUUUGAGAAAAAAUGUAUUUUCAGAAUGGUGAGAGCGUCAUAAAAUGGACGAAAAAUACAGUAUAUUUUUUUCU
This is a messenger RNA of Belonocnema kinseyi, 2298 nucleotides long. RefSeq lists its product as uncharacterized. The transcript has 2 exons. NCBI's taxonomy places the organism in Eukaryota, Metazoa, Arthropoda, Insecta, Hymenoptera, Cynipidae. The record is from RefSeq and is a predicted model, not a curated record. The coding region runs from base 201 to 1229 and encodes 342 amino acids.